GAAGAGGAAGAAGAAGAAGAAGAGAUUGGGUCUCUCUCUAACAUUUCCGACAGUGACAGACAAAUUGCUGCGACUCCGUUCUUUCUCUCUCUCUCUCUAUAACUCUCUCCCUGUCAAGUUUUCUCGCAGAGUUGACAGCUACACGUUUUGUUCUUCUCCUCCUCCUCCUCCUUCUUCGGGAGAUUCUCCUUUCAACGUUGCCGCGGAUUCUUCCCUUUCCCGUUCCCGCUUCUUCCAUUUCUUGCCUCUCGAUAGCCCAUUCACAAUCAUAGCUCAUCGCCGUGCUCGUCCCUCCCCUUUUCGCAUUCUUUCCCCAGCCGGGUAUGCUCCGAUUGGGCUCUUAAACCUUCGGAUGGAAUCAAAAUCGGAGCUUUGAUAUUCGGGGUGGCGUAUUUUGGGGUAUAUUGUUGUAAUUGGUAUUCUUUUCGUGAUGCUUUUCGGGGGGGUGUGCUUUAAGGAAUGAGCGGAAUAAGCGAUUGCGUGCCGGCCUUUGGAAGUCAUAGAUUCAUUUUCGGCGUUUGGUGUCGAUGUUCUCGGCAGAUCUGUUCCUUUAAGCUGAUUUCUUUGUGGUUUAUCCAUUCAUUUUUUAUGUGGUUCUGAAACGGCGGGAAGGAAGGAUCGGAGAUUCUUAUAUCCUUUUAGGGCCACCCUUUUUUUCGUUUUGUCCCUUCCCAAAAGAUCCUUCCUUGCAUAGUGAGUCAGAGCUUUGCUAAAGCUAAAUCGAAUCGAAGGUGAAUUGGGGCGAAAAGUUAGCAUUUUUCGAUUGGAUCUCUCGUGCGAAAUUGAGGAAUCGAGAAGGGUCAUUGAGCAGUGGGGAGAUUGCCGAAUUCGAGGAGGUUAGGUGAAUCUUGUAAGCAGUUUGUGACGGAUCCGACUUCGGAGAACAGGGGCUGUAGGUGGACAGCAGUUGGACUGGAGUGCUUUAUCGAAAUUGUUAGAGCCCUAAGGAUGGGGUCCUGCUUCUCUUUGGAGGGCAGGACCCCUAUCCCGAGCUCACCAACUUCACCAACCGGUGGCAUCCAGAAGUGGAAGCCCUCCUACAAGAAGAAGCUCGACCUCACUUACUGGAGGGAAGAGCCUCUGCAUAAGAUCCCGGGCAGGUUGUAUAUGAAUGGCUCAAACGAGUUUGCCUCCUUGUUCACUAUGCAGGGAAAGAAAGGAACCAAUCAAGAUGCGAUGAUUGUUUGGGAGAAUUUCAGCUCGAGGAAAGACACUGUCUUCUGUGGUGUGUUUGAUGGACACGGUCCUAAUGGCCAUUUGGUUGCAAAAAGAGUGAGGGAUUCUCUUCCUGUGAAAUUGAGUUCUCACUGGAAAGUCAAUGUAAAUGGUGAAGAUGUUCUCAGAGAGAUAAGCACUAAGAGCACUGUCAGCCAGAGCUGCGAUGGUACCCCACUUCUCUCUGUUUCUGAAGAAUCGAGGACUUCUGUUGAGCUUGAGGACAAUGAGAAGCACCCUGAGAUCUUCCAGUCACUCAAGGAGUCGUUCUUGAAGGCUUUUAGGGUCAUGGACAGGGAGCUCAGGAUGCACCCAAAUAUUGAUUGCUACUGUAGCGGGACAACAGCGGUUACACUUGUCAAGCAGGGUAAGCAUGUUGUGCUCGGCAAUAUUGGAGACUCCAGGGCUGUACUGGGCACACGUGAUGAAGAUGGUUCUCUUGUUGCAGUUCAGUUGACUGUUGACCUCAAACCAAACAUUCCAGCUGAGGCAGAGAGAAUUCGCAAAUAUAAGGGGCGGGUUUUUGCUCUACAAGGCGAACCUGAAGUUGCCCGGGUUUGGUUACCGAACGCACUCUCUCCGGGCCUUGCCAUGGCUCGGGCCUUUGGAGAUUUCUGUCUCAAGGAUUUUGGUCUCAUCUCGGUGCCCGAAGUUUCCUACCGAUGCAUCGGCAAGAAGGAUGAAUUCAUUGUCUUGGCCACAGAUGGGAUCUGGGAUGUGCUUUCAAACAAGGAAGUCGUGGACAUCAUAGCAUCGGCACCAGCGCGUUCCUCAGCAGCGCGAUCGCUGGUCGAGAACGCGGUUCGUGCUUGGAGAUACAAGUAUCCGACUUCCAAAGUCGAUGACUGUGCCGUGGUUUGCCUCUUCCUCGACUCGGAUAGCCUCUCUACUGCUUCAAAUUCGAAGCCCAACGAGCAGCAGCCCUCUUCUAUGGACCAAGCCAAGACCACCACGGAAGGGAGCAAGGAUGAUGCCUCAGAGUCUGAGAAUGUGGACACCGAGGGUGAUUGGUCCGCCCUCGAAGGCGUAUCUCGUUUGAAUACUCUUCUGAACCUGCCGAGUUAUGUCCCCGGGAAGGAUGAGAAACAGGCUUCUUGAGGUACAACGGGGGUGGCCCUGCUUGAUCGAGGAAAGAGGUGCUGCAUCCCGUCUUUUCGAUUUUUUUUUUCCUUCUUUUCCAAGAUGUUCAUUAUAUAAUUUUUUUGGGGAAGGUUUCUUUUGGCAAAGAAGGGUGGGAAAGGGAAAGGGAAUUUUGUGGCCAUCAUCAAUGGUUAAUAUCUUCGUGGAGAGGUGGGACCCGGCUGUAUUAGGAUGCCUGGGAAAUUGACCAUUCUCUCUGUCUCUCUCUGGUGUUGGGGCUGUGGUUAGGAUUGGCUUUCUUCUUCUCCUCUGUAGAAUCUUACCAUAUUUUGGUUGUCCCAAUUACGGUUGAUUUGUAAUUUGUAAAACACAUUAAUAUUCUUGAGCUUCGAUGAUGAAUGAUUAAUAAUAACUUUCAAUGUGGCUGCCUUCUUUCACA
Punica granatum (pomegranate) is the source of this 2734-nucleotide messenger RNA. The record is from RefSeq and is a predicted model, not a curated record. Lineage: Eukaryota; Viridiplantae; Streptophyta; Magnoliopsida; Myrtales; Lythraceae.